AUGGAGGCCGAUUUGGGUGGCACCGAAUUGCUUCAACCGUUGCAAUGGCUUGCAAGUUAUCCGUCUGAUCGAGGCCGAGCUCGUCAGAUAUUUCUUCUGACUGACGGCGAGAUUUCCAAUGUUGCACAAGUACUCGAUCUGUGUCGAUCGAUGACUUCGUCUACUCGAAUCUUUUCAUUCGGUUUGGGUCACUCGCCCAGCCGAUCUCUGGUCAAAGGUCUUGCUCGAUCGACCAAUGGUCGAUUUGUUUUCAUUCCACCGAAUACAAGCGUCGAUGUUCAAGUCGGCGAACAAUUGCGCAAGGCUCUUCAAUUGUGCAUCACCAACGUUCACAUCAAAUGGAAUCUUGGAGUCGACGUACAAAGUGCACCGAAACGAUCACCACCGGUAUACGUCAACGAUCGAUUGAUUGUCUACGGUCUUGUCGAUGAUGAUAAAACGAUUCCGUUCGAUCAUAAUCCUUUGGUUGAACUCGAAACUGAACAUGAUCAUCAUCGAUUGGCCAUAGCCAAAGUUGAUCGAGUACCAAGUGUCAGUGAUGAUCGAACGAUUUUUACAUUUAAAAUAAAUUUAAUUUGUCUUAAACUAAAUUUAUUUUAA
Rotaria sordida is the source of this 600-nucleotide messenger RNA. The record is from the annotation of a GenBank genome assembly. Lineage: Eukaryota; Metazoa; Rotifera; Eurotatoria; Philodinida; Philodinidae.